GGACGGGCGAUUUAAAUUCUGAAGAUCUACCCCUUGACCUCAACACUUCAUCAACAUCAAACUUCUUGGCGUCAUACUGCGUCACGUCUCUUUUUAAUCUUUAUAUUCCGCUGUUUUCCUGACUGCGGUUUCUUUUUCCUUUUCCCCUCCUCCCUCAUCUACCCCACCAUCUACUAACUAUCCUUCACAAUGGCCUCGAACCCCAAGUACGAUAACUAUGAUUUCCCUGCCCAGGGUGCUGAGAAGCAGGAUGGUCACGCUGGUUACCUCACAGAGGACCAGACUGCCAAGCUUGAACAGUUCCGCAUGAUGCUCGAAUCAGAGGGCUGCACCGACCGGUUGGACACAUUGACUCUGCUUCGAUUCCUCCGAGCGCGCAAGUUUGAUGUCGAAGCCUCAAAAGCCAUGUUCUUGGAUACCGAGAAAUGGCGAAAGGAGACCAAGCUCGACGAGACUGUGCCUGUCUGGGACUACCCUGAGAAGGCUGAGAUCAACAAGUACUACACUCAGUUCUACCACAAGACCGACAAGGAUGGCCGACCCAUCUACAUCGAGACUCUUGGCGGUAUCGACCUGAACGCUAUGUACAAGAUCACCACCGCCGAGCGUAUGCUUACCAACCUUGCUGUCGAGUACGAGCGCGUCGCCGAUCCUCGUCUUCCCGCUUGCUCCCGCAAGGCCGGUCACCUCCUCGAGACAUGCUGCACUGUCAUGGACCUCAAGGGUGUCUCCAUCGGCAAGGUUCCCCAGGUCUACUCCUACGUCAAGCAGGCUUCCGUCAUCUCUCAGAACUACUACCCCGAGCGCCUUGGCAAGUUGUAUAUGAUCAACGCCCCUUGGGGUUUCUCCACUGUCUGGAGCAUCGUUAAGGGCUGGCUGGACCCCGUCACCGUUUCCAAGAUCAACAUUCUCGGAUCCGGAUAUAAGGGUGAGCUUCUUAAGCAAAUCCCUGCCGAGAACCUUCCCAAGGCCUUCGGCGGUGAGUGCCAGUGUGAGGGUGGCUGUGAGAACAGCGACGCUGGUCCUUGGCACGAGGCUGAGUUUGCCCGUCCUGCUUGGUGGGAGAAGAAGCAGGACGCCAAUGUUAUCGAGAACAAGGGCUCUGAGAUUGAGGAGCCCGCAAAGGCCCCUGAGGCUGCUCCUGUUGCCGAGGGUGCUGACGCCACCCAGACAGCUCCUGCCCCUGCCCCUGCUGCUGCUUAAAGGAUAGGAGGAGAUGCGUGAUGGGAUUGAUGUCGAUGAAAGAUAGACAGAGCGGUUUCUCUGUGUCUUAAUAUAGACCGCAUACUUUCUCUCGUUUAUUAUACCUUUUUUUCAACAACGAGGUUUCAGUUGUCGGAGCGAGAAGACCAAGUGAUAGAAUACAUCACGGGAUAGUAGGCCGGAGUGACGUUUGUGUGAACGAAAAAGACUUGCAAGACCCUUUUCUUCCCCAUUUGUAUCAAAUAGGCUGGUAGGCCUAUCUUCUGUGCUUAGACUCCCGUCAAAUGCUGUGAUCGCGAAACUCAUAGUUCUCGAU
Messenger RNA from Fusarium graminearum PH-1, 1519 nucleotides. Its product is annotated as SEC14 cytosolic factor. Bases 190 to 1203 code for a protein of 337 amino acids. The transcript has 4 exons. Lineage: Eukaryota; Fungi; Ascomycota; Sordariomycetes; Hypocreales; Nectriaceae. The record is from RefSeq and is a predicted model, not a curated record.